AAUGGCACAGCCAAGAAGGUGUUAAUCUGCACUAGAGAUCCUCCCCAAGUUCCCAUCCAACUCAAACCAUGGUGAGAUAUUGGGGGUUCCGCUGAUCCAGCCCAGCUCCAUUGUUGCCAGGCACACGGGUGACAACGCUCCAGAGCGGCUGGGGACGGGCGGCUCCAGAGACGGUGACAGAGGCUGGGCUGUCUCAGGGCAGGAUGCUCCCAGCAGAUCCCUGGCUGGGCUGUGUGAGUUCUGCUGGGCCAGACAGCACCUGGAGUGAUGGGGACGAGGCUGCUGGGAGCCACCAUACUCCUCUCCCUGGUGGAUGUUCUCCAGGCCUUUGCCAUUGAGAAGAAAGGGGAUGUGUUCAAGAAGACAGCGUGUCCCGCCUUCCUGAUAUUCGAGAAUGUCGCGUACUUGGUGGACAUGACCUUUGAGCUGCCCUGCAAGUGCAAGCCCGAGGAGGCCUCCUCUGUUGUCUGGUACUUCCAGAAGAACCUGCACAGCCACGAAACCACGGUGCUGACAGACUUCAAUGGCACCGUGAUUGUGGACUCGAGCCACGUCCGUGCGGGCAGCGACCUCCUGAAGCGCUUCAGCAUCCGCAUGUUCAGUCUGAUCGUGUUCCGAGCCCAGGUGAGGGACUCGGGCCAUUACCUGUGUGGCACCAAGGAAGGGCUCUUCUUCUACGGCUAUGACGUGGACGUGCAGCCCACCAGGCAGAUCACAGUGGCUUUUCUGGAUAAUGACGAGCACAUCCAAGAGGACUACACAGGGAAGGAAUUCACCCUCUUCACCACCUUCUGGGACUGGACCGGCUGUGACCGCUGCGGGGUGCGGGGCGAGCAGCGGCGGAUCGGGCUCUGUUACGUGCAGAGUGCCCAGCUGAAGCCCCGGUACCGCACGGCACUGCCCAACGUCACCUCCUGCGGCUCCAGGGCCGUGCCCGCACACUUCCGGCGCCUCAUCCACCUCCGGAGCCCCGAGGUGGCCAUCCGGAGCUGCCUGGCCCCUUGCCCAAAGAAGGAAGUCGCCGAGGAGGGCGUGCAGUCCAUCUCCAACAUCGUUUACAAGCUGGGCGAGAAGCCCGAGCUGCCCCGCGUCCCCAUCCAGUACCACAACCAGCCCCCCAAAAGUGACCUGGUCAUCACGUGCCCGGGAGCGCGGCCGGAGCACGCCGUGGCCUGGGACAAGGGCUCCGUCCGGCUCUACCGCUCCCACUACCUCGUGGGGGUCAGGAAGCACAUGAGGCUCUUCAUCGACCACGGGAACCACCUGCACCUCCAGCGAGUGCGCAGGAGGGACAAAGCCACCUACUUCUGCUGGCGGGAGGGCGAGCUGGUGGCCGGCUUCCAGCUCAGCGUCACCUUCCAGCCCCGGCGCCAGCGGAGCCCCACCGACCCCGAGUCAAUCUUCGUCAUGAGGGCUGUGGGCAUCAGCUUUGCCAUCAUCAUCGGCAUCUUCUUCCUCAUCCACAUGUCCCACUGCCGCUCUCAGGUGUUCAGGAAAUUGGUCAAGUCAUAGCAGCUCCCGCACAGGACACUCGGACACCUUGGAUCACCCUCACACAAGAAGUUUCCAAUGUGAGGACCAUUUUCAUAUAUUUUGGUUUCAACAUUUUUUUUCAAUGUUAGGUUUUGACCUUUUGAAGGGAAAAUAAUUUUUUUCCCAAAUUAAUCUGGCAAAUUUCUUCAGAA
Molecule: messenger RNA, 1685 nt
Organism: Vidua macroura (Pin-tailed whydah)
Lineage: Eukaryota; Metazoa; Chordata; Aves; Passeriformes; Viduidae
Gene: FAM187A
Product: family with sequence similarity 187 member A
Exons: 1
Coding region: 268-1512 (414 amino acids)
Source: RefSeq, a predicted model, not a curated record